UUUACCUGAAGGAUUAAAUGUACUUCAGUCGCAAGGUAUAUACGAUACUUUUCGUACUUCCGGUAUGAUUUUAUUAAUUAUUUCAAUAAUUUCAAUCAGUUUUUUCUCUCUUCAACUCAUUUAAUAAACUGUCUUUAAAAUAAGUUACCAUAGUAACAUUGCGUUGUGACAAUUAUAAUUUAGAAACAUUGUCAUUACUAGUGUCAUUGUAAAGAAACAUUGUUAUUGAUAAUUAUUGGUAUCAUGAGUGAAGAAGGUGUAUCUGAUAUUGAUAAAAGAGCAGCCGAAGUAGGUGAAGAAUUGUUACCACCGAAAUCUAGAAAACUAUACGAGCAGCAGUACGAUGCUUUUAAAAAGUGGUGCCGCUUAAAAAAUGUGAGACAACCUACUGAAAAUGCGCUGUUAGUCUACUUCAAUGAUAAAUCAAAAGCGGUUUGUGCCUCAACUCUCUGGGCACAUUACUCAAUGCUGAAAUCGGUUAUUAACAUUAGAGAAGAUAUUGAUAUAAGUAAAUUUCCAAAAUUAUUAGCUUUUUUGAAGAGAAGAAAUGAGGGAUUUAAGCCAAAGAAGUCAAGAAUUCUCACGUCUGAGCAGGUAGAUCAGUUCUUACGGGAGGCUCCGGAUGAUAAAUAUUUAAUGCUUAAGGUUGCACUUAUUUUGGGCGUUGCGGGAGCUUGUCGUGGACAAGAGUUGGUUGAUUUAGAAAUCGACGAUGUGAGAGAUUUGGCUGAUUCGGGAGCAACAAUAGACGUGCUGAAGAGACAUGGAGGAUGGAAAUCCUCCAACGUGGCCGAGGGAUAUAUUGAAUCGUCUAUUAAAAAUAAACAAAAAAUUUCAGAUAAAAUAUUUGGUCAAGUCGCCGAUUCGUCCACUAUAGUUAUGUCACAGUCCUCAUUCUCGCUUCCUGUUUCCGCAGGAUCUUCGAAACAAACACCAGUUCAAUAUGAAAAGGACCUAUCUGUUACUCGUCAGUUACCUGGUGCAUUAACCCAGGAAAGACUGGUCAAUAUGAUGAACUGUCACAAUAUUAAUUUGAAUAUUAACGUUAAUUACCAUUCUAAUUAA
Harmonia axyridis is the source of this 1065-nucleotide messenger RNA. RefSeq lists its product as uncharacterized. Lineage: Eukaryota; Metazoa; Arthropoda; Insecta; Coleoptera; Coccinellidae. The transcript has 3 exons. Gene Ontology annotation, molecular function: DNA binding. The coding region runs from base 244 to 1065 and encodes 273 amino acids. The record is from RefSeq and is a predicted model, not a curated record.